Molecule: messenger RNA, 3771 nt
Organism: Culex quinquefasciatus (southern house mosquito)
Lineage: Eukaryota; Metazoa; Arthropoda; Insecta; Diptera; Culicidae
Gene: Oseg1
Product: intraflagellar transport protein 122 homolog
Exons: 6
Coding region: 138-3638 (1166 amino acids)
Biological process (GO): protein localization to cilium; intraciliary retrograde transport; non-motile cilium assembly
Cellular component (GO): non-motile cilium; intraciliary transport particle A
Molecular function (GO): protein binding
Source: RefSeq, a predicted model, not a curated record
CGUACUCUCAGAGGGAGGUUGUGGGUUUGUUGUGGUCCAGCUUUAAAACAGGUUAAACUUGGCAAAAAUGGAUCGUUUCUGGAUGGAACAUUGCUAAAUUUGGAACUGAUCUGUGGUAAAGUGCAAAUUCCAUCGAAAUGAGAGCCAUUCCAAAGUGGGUCGAAAAGAUCCACGAUGCAAACGAAAAGAACGACGUUGCCAGCAUUCACUCGAUUUGCUUCCACCCGGAAGGACUUCAGCUGGUGGUGGGUGCCGGCGAUAAGGUGGUUGUGUACGACCCACUGGACGGAAACGUCGUGAGCUCGUUGAGGGGACACAAAGAUGUGGUGCACUGUGUGGCUUACGCAAAGGAUGGCAAAAAGUUUGCGUCCGGAAGUGCCGACAAGACGGUCAUCAUUUGGACGAAUAAGCUCGAGGGGCUGCUCAAGUACUCCCACGGUGACUCGGUCCAGUGCCUGUCGUUCAACCCGGUGUCCCACCAGCUGGCCUCGUGUGCCGUGUCGGACUUUUCCUUCUGGUCGUCGGAGCAGAAAGCGGUCCAGAAGUACAAAACCGCAGCCCGGGUUAACGCGUGCGCCUGGACCAACGAUGGCCAAUAUCUGGCGCUGGGCAUGGCCAACGGGGUCAUUUCGAUCCGCAACAAGGCGGGGGACGAGAAGGUCAAGAUCGAGCGGCCGGGGGGCGUUAACAGUCCGAUCUUUGGGCUGGCGUGGAAUCCUCCGGCGGCCGGUUCGGCGGACAUUUUGUGCGUGAUCGAUUGGAGCCAAACGUUGUCGUUUUACUCGCUUGGCGGGCAGGCGAUCGGGAAGGAGCGGAACUUUAACUUUGAUCCGCUGUGCUUGAGCUUCUUUCCGGAUGGGGAGUUUUUGACUAUUGCCGGGUGUAACAAGGCGCUGCAGCUGUUUACGCGGGACGGAAUUCGGUUGGGGAUGCUGGGCGAGCAGCACGAGUCGUGGAUUUGGGCGACCGCUGUGAAUCCGGUUGGGAAUUCGAUUGUUGUGGGGUGUCAGGACGGAACGUUGGCGUGUUAUAAUUUGGGGUUCAACACGGUCCAUGCAUUGUAUAGAGAGCGCUACGCAUUCCGCGAAAAUAUGUGCGAUGUGAUUAUACAACAUUUGGUUUCCGGGCAGAAGGUUCGCAUCAAGUGUCGUGAUCUGGUGCACAAGAUUGCGAUUUAUCGUAACAGGCUGGCGGUUCAGCUGCCGGAACGGGUUGUAUUGUACGAGCUGAGUUCAGCGGAGAAUCAACCGAUGCACUACAAGGUGAAGGAGAAGAUCGCCAAGAAGUUUGAGUGUAGUUUGCUGGUGGUUUGCGCGCAGCAUUUAGUGCUGUGUCAGGAGAAAAAGCUACAGAGUUUGGACUUCAAUGGAGCUCUGCAGAGGGAGUGGAUUAUGGAUAGCUUUAUCCGGUACAUCAAGGUUACGGGAGGCCCAGCUGGUUGUGAGGGGCUCUUGCUCGGGUUGAAGUCCGGCCAGGUGUGGCGGAUAUUCCUGGACAACUCGUUGCCCAUUUUGGUGACCACGGUUCUGUCGUCAGUGCGAUGUCUCGAUCUAAACGCCACGCGUACCAAACUCGCAGUCGUGGACGACGCAGGACGGUUGGUGGUUCGCGAUCUGAUAACCGAUACGAUGCUCUACCAGGACGCGAAUGUGAACUCUGUUGCGUGGAACACCCACCUGGAGUCGAUGCUGUGCUACUCGCAUACCACGGGUGGAUUGAGCGUUCGCGUUGGUUCGUUACCGCCGCGGAGUCCACAGUCGAUGCUCGGGGUGGUCGUUGGACUGUGCGGAGCGACGGCGUUUUGUCUGCGCGGGAACGUGAUGAGUAACGUCCCGUUGGCGCUGGGUGCCACGAUGUGGCAGUUCGUGGAGGCAGGGCUGUUUGAGGACGCCUACCAGGUAGCUUGCUUGGGAGUACCACUAUCGGACUGGGAAGGUUUGGCGCAAGCAGCGCUUGAAGCUCUCAACUACCACAUUGCUCGUGAGGCAUACGUCAAGGUUCGCAAUCUACCGUGGCUGGAGCUGAUCAACGAUCUCAAAGAACGUCAAAAGCGUGGAGAUAACUCAAAGGAGGUUCUCCUGGCGGACACGUACGCCUUCACAGGCAAGUUCAAGGAAGCUGCUCGUCUGUACCAAAAGUCCGGCAACAACAGCAAAGCACUGGCAAUGUACAGCGAUCUGCGGAUGUUCGAUCUGGCGCAGGAAUUCUUGAAGGAAGGAAGUGCCGCUGACAAGAAGGAACUGAUCCGUAGACGGGCCGAGUGGGCAUGUUCGGUGCAUGAGCCGAGAGCUGCGGCGGAACUGUUGCUGUCCGCUGGGGAGUCCCAGCGGGCGAUCGAGAUCGUGGCCGAGCAAGGGUGGACCGAUGUUCUGUUGGAUAUCGGACGGCGCUUGAAUGCGUCUGAGAAGGAACCGCUGGAACUGAUCGCGACUCACUUGAGAAGAUUGAAGGCACUGCCGCUUGCGGCGGAAAUUUACCGCAAGUUGGGCGAAGAGGAGCAGGUUGUUCAGCUACAUGUCGAGGCGCGGGAUUGGCCGGAAGCUUUCCGGUUGGCCGAACAUUUGCCCAAGAUAUUGCCGUCGAUUCAUUACCAGCACGCGCAGUGGCUGGCAGAGUCGGAUCAGUUCAUAUCCGCGCACGAAGCGUACGUACUAGCUGGAAAGCCAAACGAGGCGACUAAACUGCUGAGAAACCUCGUAGAAUGCGCUGUAUCGGAAGAACGCUAUUUGGACGCCGGUUACUACACGUGGCUCAGAGCCAAACAGGUUCUAAAACUGCUAGACGGUGAAUCCAUCCUGAAGGAGCAGAACCUCGUCGAGUACAAAUCGCUGCAAAAGAUGGCUUCAAUCUACUACGCGUACAGCACGCUGAACUCAUACCUGAAAGAACCGUUCACGAGCAGCCCUCCGUUGACCCUGUUCAACACGAGUCGUUUCGUCGUAAACCAGAUCAAUGGACUGUCUGCCCCGAAAGGAAUCAGUUUAUUUGCCGUUUACUACACGCUCUCCAAGCAGGCCAAGGUCCUCGGAGCCAACAAGCUGCAUCUGCAGAUCAACAACAAGCUGCAAUCGCUCAAGGCCCCAGCCGGCAUCCAGGAACAGGUGGACAUCAGCUACAUCACCAGUCGAGCUUGUCCGGGGGGCUUCAACGACCCAGAAGAGUACCUGCCGAUGUGCUACCGCUGCUCGAACUACAGCCCCCAUCUGCACGGCAAUCGCUGUCCAAACUGCGGCCAAGAGUACGUGUUUUCGUACGUGUCGUUCGAGAUUCUGCCGCUGUCGGAGUUCGUCCCGGAGGAGGGCAUUGCCGAUCAGGAGGCGGAACGGUUGUUGAUGGCACCACCCAAGAUGAACGAUUACGGCCAGCCGGAUCAGUUUAUUCAUGAGGACAUCAUCGACACCUUCUCGUCCAGCUUGGACCGCGACGCGCUGCGAGCCAUCGAUCCCCGCGAGGUCAUCAUCAUCAAGGGGCCGAGUCCGUUGCGAACACGCUACUAUCGAAACCUGCUGCCGGAGCUGCAGAUAACCGUGUGUCCCGAGUGCAACAAUGCGUUUCACUCGGAGGACUUUGAGCUGCAGUUUUUGCAGAAGGGAUACUGUCCGUUCUGUCGGACGCCGGAAGAUAGUUUGGUGAAUUAAAAGUGUCCUUAAAAUAUGUGUUUAACGAGUGAUCUCAUUCCGUCCAACACCUCUGCUAGAGUGUGAUGUAGUUAUAAGUUGAGUGAUUCUUUUUAAUGCACAUUUUAGAAAUAAAUGCUAUUGCACUUGAAAA